AUGGCGCCGGCGAACCAGCAACAGCGCUGUGACAAAGGCGGGGGAGGCGGGGAAGCUCUCGGUGAGCAAAGCAAGCAAGUAAGCCAGCAGUCGCCAGCAGUCGCCAGCAAAUAUCUCACAGCUUACUCUGGCUGGUCGGCUGGUUGUUCAUUUGGUUCAGAUCGACAAAUGGCGGGAAUAGCGAACAGUCGAGGAGUCAUCCUUCCAGGUCCGAGAGCGCUGCUUGCUUGCCUGGGCCGUCCCCAACAGGCAAAGACGAUACAGUUAUCACAACGCUACGGUGCAUGUCACCAUUCUAGUGUCCAGCCAUCCAGGCUGCUAGUCAUGCGAACUCAACCCCCGCCUUUCCCAAGGUUCUCAUCAAACUUAACCAAACCACCGCUGCCUAUGCCGCCAAGAAAAUAUGUUUUGUCACUCGCAUUGCAGACGUUGGUUCUCCACUGGCAAGCUCGGCCAUUCAAGUGUAAAGCAGAACGUGAGAAAGCAAAGUGGCCGGAUCAGGGGUCUGCCCCAAGAGGCAAGCCGGACAAGACCAGUCGCUCUCCGGACCCGAAGCCCCAUUGCGUCCGGGUCGAAGCCGACCACCCGAUCUCUACCUGA
This is a messenger RNA of Colletotrichum orchidophilum, 600 nucleotides long. RefSeq lists its product as uncharacterized. The record is from RefSeq and is a predicted model, not a curated record. Bases 1 to 600 code for a protein of 199 amino acids. Lineage: Eukaryota; Fungi; Ascomycota; Sordariomycetes; Glomerellales; Glomerellaceae. The transcript has a single exon.